Symbiodinium necroappetens is the source of this 1281-nucleotide messenger RNA. The record is from the annotation of a GenBank genome assembly. Lineage: Eukaryota; Dinophyceae; Suessiales; Symbiodiniaceae.
AUGGGCUGCGUUAUGUUGGCACCUAUGGAACUCUCAGAUUCCUCACUGCUGCGCCAGCCGCUGAAGGUUCGCAUAAUUUACCAUUGCUCUGCUGCGCCUUCUAUGCUCGGCCGCAAGCUGUGCACAAAAUUCCCCCGACCUCCUGCAACUGCAAGUCGCAUGUUCGCUUGCAUGCUUCGGCCUGAGUGUCACCCCUUUCCCACACCAAGUUCUGCACGCAGCGCGCCCUUGCGCUCUUUGCCCAUGUUGACCGCAGCGCCGUGGCAACUGCCCUGCCGAAGGGAGAGCUCCAGAACUCAUCCAAGGAUUCCACCAAUCUUUGAAGACCUGCCGGGUUCCGAGAACUGGUGCCGCCCCUGCCACUUCAUCGGCUUUGGCUGCGGGCAAUGCAAGCCAUUUGCCCCAGCCAUCCCCCUGAUGCCUCCGAGGGACUGCACGCACCAGCCUGCGCAUCCUGAGCCUCCGCCUGCUGCGCAAGCUUCCAGGUGUGCGGUUUGUGGUUUCGGCGGGGCAACGCGGAUGAGCGACCGGAACGUCGGCUUCCAUAAUCUGGCGCUGGUGCUCGCUGCAGACCAAGUCUGGAGUGUCGAUCCACCAGACGAGAUCCGGCUCCAGGGCUUGCUGUCCGUCGCACAGAACCUGGUUUCCACCCCUUGGCUGGCAUACCUCCUUCGCGAGACGUGCUACGACAUGUCUGAGCUCGUGAUUGUGGGCUGGAGCUUUGGCAAUCAUUUCGCAUGCCAUGCUUCGCGGCAGUUGGAGGCUGCUGGAAUACGCCUGCGCGGUAUAUGCACGUUGGAUGAUCGGGCUUCGAAACCCGCGCACGACGAGUUUGACUGGGAGUUCGUUGCCCAGACUCGGCCUCGCGUGCGCCUUCUUGCGGUCGCCAUGGAGUUUAUCAGUCCGAUGAAGUUUGUGAGAAAAGAGUUCGGCCUCGAUCCUGUUCGAUUCUUUGGGGCCAACUACGAGAUGGCCGCGAAGCGCGCUCUGACCUUCGCGACAUCGAUGAAAAUUUGGUUCGACGAAUCCGCCCACCACAGCAUCGCAGCGGUCGAUGUGUGGGACAUCCGUGAACGUCUCCAUGCACACUGCCGUCCGUCGCGGCGACGUCGCAGGCGGCUUCCAAGGGUUGCACAAAGACGAUCCUGGCCGGGGUGCUUACCAUCGAGACACCAAAGGUGCAUCGACGACUACUUCGGCCGUGCCGUGACAGUCAUUGAGCUGGAGUGCAUGGAGGCUGUGAGCGGGAGAGAGCUCGGCAAGAGGCUGACAGCCGGCUGA